Molecule: messenger RNA, 899 nt
Organism: Serinus canaria (Common canary)
Lineage: Eukaryota; Metazoa; Chordata; Aves; Passeriformes; Fringillidae
Gene: NACA
Product: nascent polypeptide associated complex subunit alpha
Exons: 8
Coding region: 139-786 (215 amino acids)
Biological process (GO): protein targeting to membrane
Cellular component (GO): cytoplasm; nascent polypeptide-associated complex
Source: RefSeq, a predicted model, not a curated record
GGAGCGCGGCCGUGGGGGCCGGGCCGGGCCGUGUUUGCCGGGGCUCUCCCCCUGCCCCGGAAGUCCCGCGCUCCCGGAAGUCGCGCUACCCUCUCGGUCUCUUUCCGCCGCCAUCUUGGGCCCCGCUCCCCGCACAAAAUGCCCGGCGAAGCCACAGAAACCGUCCCGGCCACGGAGCAGGAGCUGCCGCAGCCGCAGGCGGAGACAGGGUCUGGCACAGAGUCCGACAGCGAUGAAUCCGUACCAGAGCUCGAAGAGCAGGACUCCACACAGGCCACGACGCAGCAGGCACAGCUCGCGGCAGCAGCCGAAAUAGACGAAGAACCCGUCAGCAAAGCAAAACAGAGCCGGAGCGAGAAGAAAGCUCGCAAGGCAAUGUCCAAGCUGGGCCUUCGCCAGGUGACAGGAGUCACCCGAGUGACCAUCCGGAAAUCCAAGAACAUCCUCUUUGUCAUCACAAAGCCAGACGUGUACAAGAGCCCGGCGUCAGACACCUACAUCGUCUUUGGCGAGGCCAAGAUUGAAGACCUGUCCCAGCAGGCUCAGCUGGCAGCUGCUGAAAAGUUCAAAGUGCAAGGAGAACCUGUUUCCAACAUCCAGGAAAACACACAGACCCCCACGGUGCAGGAGGAGAGCGAGGAAGAGGAGGUUGAUGAAACCGGCGUGGAGGUGAAAGACAUCGAGCUGGUGAUGUCACAGGCGAACGUGUCGCGGGCGAAGGCCGUGCGAGCCCUCAAGAACAACAGUAACGACAUUGUAAACGCGAUAAUGGAACUGACGAUGUAGCCGCCGGAGGGAGGAGCCUUUUUUGGUGUUUCAGAGAAGAGUAAAAUACAACUAAAUUUAAAAUUUGUACUAUUUCUAUCAGUUAAUAAAGUUGUGGCUUAUUGUUGGUGAAA